Messenger RNA from Puma concolor (puma), 1626 nucleotides. The record is from RefSeq and is a predicted model, not a curated record. NCBI's taxonomy places the organism in Eukaryota, Metazoa, Chordata, Mammalia, Carnivora, Felidae.
AUGGCCGCCAAGCAGACGCCGGGAUUGCGCCGCCUGAAGGGACUUGCCCAGUCCUUCCUGGGUGUUCGGGGAGCGCAGUCCCGGCGCGUAGGGGCCGCUCGGCGGGGGCCGCACGGGCAAGAUGUCUCCUGGCGCACGGAUAACCUUGCCGCUGCCGCUGCUCCAGCUCCUCCCCCCCUCCCUCCCAAUCCUGGCCUGGGCCGGCCAGAGAAGGGGGCGGAGCUCCGAGCCACCAGUGUUGGGGUGAAGGGGAUCUGGCGGGUGGCCUGCGCUCGACUAAGGGCAGAUUCCUCUGGGACCCUGGCCGAGGUGGGGACCUGGGCAUGUGAGAAUUCCUCGCCGUGGGGAAGGAAGGUCGGGGCUAGUCCUCCGACAGGCAAAGUCCAGGAGGCUGGACUGAGUGCCGUAUGCCCCCAGGUGUGUGCUCGGGCGGCCCUCGGUCCCGGCGCGCUCUGGGCCGCGGCCUGGGGAGUCCUGCUGCUUACGGCCCCCGCAGGGGCGCAGCGCGGCCGGAAGAAGGUCGUGCACGUGCUCGAGGGUGAGUCGGGCUCGGUGGUGGUGCAGACGGCGCCUGGGCAGGUGGUCAGUCACAGGGGUGGCACCAUUGUCUUGCCCUGCCGCUACCACUAUGAGGCAGCUGCCCACGACCACGACGGCGUCCGCCUCAAGUGGACCAAGGUGGUGGACCCACUGGCCUUUGCCGAUGUCUUCGUGGCGCUCGGCCCCCAGCACAGAGCAUUUGGCAGCUACCGCGGGCGUGCGGAGCUGCAGGGUGAUGGGCCUGGGGAUGCCUCCUUGGUUCUCCGAAACGUUACGCUGCAAGAUUAUGGGCGCUAUGAAUGCGAGGUCACCAAUGAGCUGGAAGAUGACACUGGCAUGGUCAAGCUGGAUCUCGAAGGCGUUGUCUUCCCUUACCACCCCCGUGGAGGCCGUUACAAGCUGACCUUCAUUGAGGCGCAGCGCGCCUGCGCUGAGCAGGACGGCAUCCUGGCAUCCGCAGAGCAGCUGCACGCUGCCUGGCGCGACGGCCUGGACUGGUGCAACGCAGGCUGGCUGCGCGACGGCUCGGUGCAGUACCCGGUGAGCCAGCCCCGGGAGCCCUGCGGCGGCCUGGGCGGAGCCGGGAGUUCCGGGACGGGCGGCGGUGCUGCCUCCGGGGGCGUGCGCAACUACGGCUACCGUCAUAACGCCGAGGAACGCUACGACGCCUUCUGCUUUACAUCCAACCUCCCGGGACGUGUGUUCUUCCUGAAGCCGCUGCGGCCUGUACCCUUCUCGGGAGCAGCGCGCGCGUGCGCGGCGCGCGGCGCGGCCGUGGCCAAGGUGGGACAGCUGUUCGCCGCGUGGAAACUGCAGCUGCUGGACCGCUGCACCGCGGGCUGGCUGGCCGACGGGAGCGCGCGCUACCCCAUCGUGAACCCGCGCGCGCGCUGCGGCGGCCGCCGGCCGGGCGUGCGCAGCCUGGGCUUCCCCGACGCCACGCGCCGCCUCUUUGGCGUCUACUGCUACCGUGCACCCGGAGCGCCAGACCCCGCACCAGGAGGCUGGGGUUGGGGCUGGGCCGGCGGUGGCGGCUGGGCCGGAGGCGCGCGCGACCCCGCCGCUUGGACCCCGCUGCGCGUCUAG